CGUUCUCUCAAUAAUUACAAAAAAAAAGAAGCAUCGGGAAAUACUUGAAGCGUCGGAAAGAGUAGCAGCGAGUGGUUGUAAAGUUUUGUAUUGGCAACUGCAGUUUGGUAGAUCCUAUAGUAAAUACUUUUUUUUUAUCGCCGGUCAUAAUCUGCAUUACAAGCAAGUGAACAUUCUGAGUAUCAGCAUUGAUUUUUUUUCUCUACAUGCAAAUGUAAAAUAUUAAAAAGAUACUAUCUGUCAAUAUUACUUGUGCAUUAUUUACAAUCACAUAAUUUAGAGUACAUCACAUUUGUUGAACGCUGGAACAAUUGUGUUUGAAGAGUAUAUAGGUGUACUAACCACCUAAUUAUUAUACACCACUGACUCAAUACACGCUACGUUUUAAAUCGUUGGUUAAACAUUUUUUUAUCUACUAAUAAAGUAGUUCUUGGACUACAUAGUGCAUCAAAAUGGAAGAUGCAGAUACUAUUGUUAUUGAUGAUACUAAUAUGAAAAUAUUGGAUGACUGUGUAAGCGAAGAGGAUGAUGAUGUUAUACCAUUAAAUGACAAUGGUAAUGAUAAAGAUGAUAAUAAGGGUGAUGCAAAUGAAGAUGUUCAGAACAAAGAGGGUGAUGACGCGGAGAAUGAUAAUGAAAAACAGUCGAAAAACGAUGAGGAUAAAAAUAAAUCAAAUAAAGAAGUCGAAAUUAUUGAUAGUACUGGAGAAACUGAUCCCAUGGAAAAUCAGCCGAAUAAUAAAGAAGACGAUGAUGCUCCGGUUAUUGUCAUAGAUGUCCAGGAAAAAAUUCAGACUGAUGGCGAAGAGGACGAAGAUGAAAUUGACUUCACUGCUGAUGUUAAUCUUGAUCAGCUCAGUGAACUUGAUAGUGUGCGUAAUACUACGCAAUUGGAGAAUAUUAAUAAAGAAAAUGAAGGCUCUGAUAUUGUUAUUUUGAAAGAUUCACGUUCUGGUCCUAAAAAUCAAGAGGAAAAAACUGGUCCCGAGUGGUAUGAAACCAAGCUCGAAGAAAAAAUGACCACUGCUAAAGAACGUUUAUCAAAACUAUCUAAAGUUUUGAAAAAUUCUUAUGAUUGUUAUAAAGAUUAUUUAGAAAGAAUUGAGGCUGCUUCUGGAUCACCAGUUUGUCGAGUAAUUAAUCCAUGGCGUUGCCCUUUGGAUCGUCCCCAUAUUAAUCGAUGGAAAUUUGCUUGCACCAAAAAACCUGUAGAAGAGAAUCUGUCCGGCGAAUCAAAUAAGGAGGAUGACAAGAUUGAUCGUGAUCAUCGUGAUGAUAAUAAAGAAGGUGAUGGUGAUGGUGGCGGUGACGGUGGUGAUGAUACCGUUAACAAGAAAAUAGAAACUGUUUGGCGAUUGGAGCCGUGCGACGGUGGAUCGACUGCGAAUGCUAAUAAUGGCUUCCAAACGAUCCCAGAUUUUGUAAUGCGUGCUGUCAAGGUGUUUGAAGAAUUUAUUAACUCGACAAAUGAAGAUGCAGAAACAAAUGAUAAAAAUGAUGAAGUUCAAGAGAUCAAAACAUCCGAGAAAAAACAAGAAGAAGAUAAAGAAAAAACGGCAGAAGCAACUGAGAAAAAGAAUGACGAACCAGCUGAAAACACCGAGUGUUCAUCAGAAAACUUACCUACUGAAAAUGUAGACCAGUGGAUGUGGUUAUUGGUCCGUAGUAACAGUAAAGAUGAGCUGAUGUUGUUCGCUGCUGGUAGAGCUAUCUCUGGAGACACCAUGGAAAAAUUGAAAAAAUUGUUUGAGUCAGGAAAAGGCAAUGAGUGCAAUAUCAAGUCACUUUACUGUAAAUCAUUACUGAAAGUUAAUAAUGUCCAAACUGCCAACACAACAUUUUUGGUAGGAACUGAGGCAUUAGAUGAAACAGUUGGUGAUUUAAAAAUACAGUUAGCUCCAAAAACAAACUUCUGGUUAAAUACUGAUGGCGCGGAACAAUUAGCUAAAGCUGUUGAAUUUUUAUUGUUUCCUAAUCCCACUAUUACUGUACUUGAUAUCGGUUGCGGUCUCGGUUUAAUUGGACUUAUGAUGGCAUCUAAAUGUAAAAAUGUAAUUGGAUUAGAUGUUUCAACAGAAAUUGAAGAAGCUGAAAUGACAUGUGAAUUGAAUAAAAUAAACAAUGCUUCAUACAUAACCGGUAAUUCAAACGAAAUGUUGGCAACUUUAGCUAAGAAAUUAACAGGUUGUCGAGCAUCAGCUGUUGUUAAUGCCAGUACUAAUAUUGGUCGCAAUAUUGAAAUAAUGAAAGGACUUCGGAAACUUCCUAAUGUCCGUCGAGUAGUUAUCGUAACAACACUAACAAAACAGUCAGCUCGUUCAAUACUUGAGUUGAUUCAACCCGCUACAGAUGCUUUAGGUGAUCCAUUCAUACCCACGCGUGCUGUUGUAGUCGAUACUCUUGCUACUGGGCCGCAAUUUGAAGUUGUAAUUAGAAUGGAACGUCGUACAAUGCGCCGUGUAUUGAAUUCAUUUUUACCUAAAAAUCCAUCGUUAGUUAAAAAUAAUAAUACCAAUAAUCAACCAUCUAAAAACAAUAAUCAAAAAGCAUCAACGCAAAAAAGUAGCUCACAGAAAGAUAACACGAAAAAAGGACCUACGAAAGAAAUUUCUCCAAAAGAAAGUUCUCAGAAAUCUAAUAUUCCACCAUCGAAAUUAUCAAGAAAUCCUCGUAGAAGAUUUUUAGCAAAUCAGCGAGCGCAUCUUGCGGACCGAGUAGCUGUAUCUUCUUCUCGAGGAUCUCCUAAAAAGUUGGUUAAAAAUCCUUUCUUCGAUAAGCCUCCGAGAAAAUCUUGGCACGCUGAAAAACUACCUUCGCCGUCUGUAUCGCGACCUUCAUUGGACUCUAAGGUACUUAAAACUACUCCACUACGCAAUCGUCGACCACGCAAUCGUAGAUCAGAGCCCAUUAUUGAGUCUAAAAGUUCACCGAGACGAAAGCGUGAAUGGGAAAAUGAUGGGUCGCGUUCUGGGCGAAGUGGACCUCCCGAAAAAAGAGGGCGUGAUCAAGAUGAUGAUUUGCGUUUCAGAUUGUCAGGUAAUCGCUCUACUGAGCCUGAUCUACUGCAGAAGAUGAGAGAUCAGCAACGUAUGCUUGAAGUUGCCAGAGUUAAGUUGACUACAUCAGCUGAGGAUGUGCGUGGAUCGACAGCUCAGCAGAUUCAGGAUAUUCUUAACUUGGCGAUAGAGCAUACUAAUCAGGUUCAAAGUCAGUUGAGACGCUCUGUCUGGGAACGUAUUGCACCACCUGAUAAUGUACGUCGAGAUUUGCCCCAAAAUGAAGAUGUUGUUUUCAGAGGACGUCAGGUUAAAGAAAUUGGACAGCAGGAUAUUAUAAUAACAACUCCAAAUCGUGAAUUCUUAUCGACAAAUGAAAUGUCACGUCCGAAUUAUUUGCCAGGAGAAUCUAAUCAGAUGAUGCAAAACGAUUACAUGCCAGAACAAAAUCAAUUAUCAUCUCGUUACGACAAUGAUGUUGUUCAUCCGCGUGAUGAUCGUAAUGAUUCCUGGUCACGAGGUAACAGUCGCAAAGAAGGGUUACCACUUUCACGAAGAAAUUUAUCACCACGUCGUGAUAAUCGUCGUGACAGUCGUAGAUCUCCACCAAGACGAUCAAUGCACUCGCCACCAAAAAGACAAUUAUCACCACCUAGAAGAGCUAUUUCUCCACACAGACGUCAAAUUUCACCACCCAGACGUCAAAUGUCUCCACAACGACGCCUUAUAUCACCUCAGAGACGUCCAAUGUCGCCACCGAGAAGAUUACUUUCUCCUCCAAGGCAGCAACUGUCGCCGCCUGGAAGAUACUUUUCUCAAUAUGACAUUCAACAGCAUCGUCAAAUGUCACCACCGAGACAUUUUUCACCUCCACGACGUCUUGUUUCUCCUCCGAGACAUCGUCCCAUGUCACCACCACGUCGACAGUCUCCACCUAGGCGUCAAUCAUCUCCCAUGCGAAUUCCCGGCGAUGAUUGGGAUAUUCCAAGCCGAGGCGCUUCUCAGCAGCAUCCUCACUGGCAACAAUCACUCGACAAUCGCUCGGCUGGUCCAAGAUUCGAUCCAUUACCACCACCUUUGAUGAGUAAGAAUACACAAAUGAAUAUUGGAAAUGGUAAUAAUCGAAUGAGUGGCGGUGGUGAUGCUUGGAACAGUAACAACAUGGGAAAUAUUACUCCUGAAAAUCGAUUUGGUGGACAAAGUAAUGACUGGAACCCACGGGAUAAUGAAAUAUUCAAUCACCGUGCUGGUAAUUGGGGUGAUGGUAAUAAGAGAGCUCAAAAGUCACAGAUUAAUAGUUCAUGGAAUGCUAAUGAUAAAGAUGAUUGGAAUGAUUUGCCGGAAGAUGCUAGAGAUCCUUGGGGCGAUGAUGCUACUAGUAGUUUAGACAGAGACAUAAGUGGUCUUAACUUUGACAGAGGCAUGGGUGGAAAUGAUCGUGGUAAUGAAAGAGGUUUAGGAGGCAAAGAAAGAGGACUCAUGAGUAGUGACAGAAGUCUUUUGGGUAAUGAUAGAGGUCUUUUGAACAAUGACCGAGGUAUGAACGACAGGUGGAGUUUUGGAGGCAAUAAUAAUAAUUCUUCGCAAAAUAAUUGGUCACUUGGCGGACCAAUUAAUCAGAAUCCUUCCUGGCAAUCCAACUUAGGAAACAACAAUCCUGGCAAUAAUUCUCGCUGGAGUGGGCCGAAUUCAAACAUGAAUAUGCCUCAAGUACCUGGUAAUAUGUCAGGUAAUUGGUCAUCAGGCAGCACUUGGCGUCCAAUUGGAAACAACAUGUCCAGCGGAUUCCCGUCUCGUCCUUUCAAUACUUUCAAAUAAAUUUUAAAAUAAGCUCAUUUAUCAUACUGCUCUAGCUUUGAUGCAUUAAUUUAUCGAUAUUCAUUAUUUUUUUAUGAUUCGAUUUUGUGCCAAUUUUUUUUUCAUUCCUUCAAUGUCAAACUAGUAAAGUAAUUGAUAAUUUGUAGUUAUGUUGUCAUAUAUUGCAAUUGCACAUUUUUCUUAUUGAGUUAUUUUAUUCAUCAAAAAUAAAUAAGUCUUUCUUUUAUUUACUAGAUAGCUUAUAGAGUAAAUAAUAUACGUAUCAUAUUAAACACAAUAUAUUGAUAAUAAUUUUAUUUGAAUAAAGGUAAAUUUGCAACAAGCACUAUAAAAUGCGUUUUUAAAUUUAAUCUUUUAUAAAAAUAUAUAGUCAUCAAUAAAAAUACUAUAAUCCAAAA
Cotesia glomerata is the source of this 5212-nucleotide messenger RNA. RefSeq lists its product as uncharacterized. The record is from RefSeq and is a predicted model, not a curated record. The transcript is spliced from 8 exons. NCBI's taxonomy places the organism in Eukaryota, Metazoa, Arthropoda, Insecta, Hymenoptera, Braconidae. The coding region runs from base 453 to 4814 and encodes 1453 amino acids.